Molecule: messenger RNA, 2652 nt
Organism: Kwoniella shivajii
Lineage: Eukaryota; Fungi; Basidiomycota; Tremellomycetes; Tremellales; Cryptococcaceae
Exons: 7
Coding region: 1-2652 (883 amino acids)
Biological process (GO): DNA repair; DNA double-strand break processing involved in repair via single-strand annealing
Molecular function (GO): damaged DNA binding
Source: RefSeq, a predicted model, not a curated record
AUGUCGGGAUCCGUCAACCCAUUCGCAGAGGCGAUGAGACGUGGAAGUGAGAGGGAAGAAAGCGAUAAUGAUGAAAGUUUAGGAGUUGAAUUAGAGCGACAGAUAUCACAAUUCAACGACAUGAAAUCAGCUAUCGACCAGAUGACCCCUUUAUUCACCAAUCUUCGAAACCAGUGUAAAAACCUCAAAGAUCGCAAGGAAACUCUUGAGAACGAUGUAAAUACCCGAACAAACGAAAUCACCAAACUCAAUUGUGAAAUACAGAAUCUCGCCACUGAGAAAGAGUUCUUGUCAAAUACUGCUUAUCUGGCCAACAACAAAGAUGGUACAUCGUCAUCUUCAUCUUCCUCACAGAACCUCUUACAAGAGGGAGAUGUGAUAGGAAAGCUGACUAGACGCAAUUGGUUGUUGGAAGAACAAGUGAGACAUGUCAAACAAGAGACGAUCGACAUGAAGAGAAGAUGCGAGGAAGACAUAGAAAGAGAAAGAGCUAUUUCAUCAGGAUUAAGAGAUAGGAUUUCUGAUCUUGACACUAGGAGAAAGAAUCUCAAAGAUGUCAAAGAUCGGAAUGAUAUCACAAUCAGAGAAUUGCAAAGUCAAAUAGAUAUCGUACAAAUGGAAAUCAGAGAUAUACAUGAAAAAGCAAACAAGGACAAAGACGAUUUAGAAGAUUCUUUGAGAAAAGAAAAGAAGGAAUUGGUUAAAUUGAAAGAGGAAUUAGGUGGAUUAAGAGCAGAAAGAGAAGCUGCUUUGGCGGAGGUUAGAAAGAUGAAAGAUGAUAUUGCAGCUCAAAGUAUUAAAAGUCCUCCCCGCAUCUUACAGCCUCAAAAUCCAAAUUUACCACUCUCGCAAAUCUCUACUCAACCUAUGACACCUACAAAACCUGUAUCAUGUAAACCUUUUACACCACUUUUCACUUCUCCUUCAAGUCAUGCUCAAGCAGCAUCCCCAUCUUCCGUCGCAAGACAGCACUCACACCUUCAAGCUGCUUAUACACAUUUGCAGAAGACUCAUAAAUCACUGAAGAACCAAUAUGAUAAUUUGAGGAAAAUUCAUCAAGAAGAUAUCGAUCAUAUGAAGAGAUAUCAAGCUUCACAAAUUGAACGAAAGAAGAAGAAAGAAGAAAGGAAAUCGAAAAAGAAAGAUGAACGGUCUUUAUCAAAUAGUCAAUUUGGAGGAGAAGGUUCAGUCCUCAGUUCAGGAACAACAGUACAUAAUGAGACUAAGGUUGGUCUAGUAUUGGUGGAAGAAAGUGAAUCUGUCCCAAAAAGUCGAAAAAAAAGCAAUCGUUCACAGCAAGCUGAGAAACACAUCGUGCGAAAAAUGGGCGAUGAAGAAGAAUAUAUGGCUUAUGCCGAACAUGACCAAUCUGCAGAAAUUGAGGAAGGAGUUUGGAGAGUAGACCCUGAUAUGACAAGUGAAGAACUUGUCAAGGCCAUCAAUUUGUUUCAAUUACCUCAAUUGGUCAAUCAUUCCAGGUCUAAUGUCGAUAGUUCGCGCAACAUACCGAAUAGUAUACCUCAAGCAGCACUUGCAACUCAAAUCACCGAUGGACGUCAAACUGAAACUGACACAAUUUCGCAGCAACAAACAAGGUCUUCUACCAGGAAUGCAAAAGCCGUCGAAAGAGGUGAUAAUGCUGCUCCUGCAGUACCUCAACCACAAACAAGCUUAUCCACACCUCGUCCUUUACCCGCUCAAAGCAAGAGGUUCAUUCAACCUGCUCAUGUAACCCCUUGGUUAGGCAUAACUUCUGGCACUCCAGCCAGCAGUUCGAAAGAUAGACGCAAACUUGGGCCUACCAGGAGCAGGGUAUUGGACUUGAAUGAUGAGGAUGAUUUCGCUUCUCCACCUGAUGAGACCUACACUCCUACAUCUGCCAAAACCCCUUUAAUCAGGGAUCGAUUGGGCAAAACUUCGGCUGUUGGUGGAGGAGAUUCUUUGAGAAAAAUGCUAAUGAAACACGCCUACCCUCAAAAUGAAUAUCAUCGAACUCCUGCUCCCCUCGUUGGUCAGCGAAGCGGUACUUCAGUGGAGCUCAAUGCCUCUAUGGCAGUUCAGAAUACCCUUUCCACCCCCACUGGCACAUCCAUGAGGAAACGUAAAAUUGCUGAUCUGGAGACAGGAGGAUUGACACCUGCCGAGAAAGCAACAAAGUUGAAAAAGUUGGCAAAAAUGCCUGCUAGUGAGAAGAGAGAACUUUAUGCUUCGUACAAGGGAAAAGGAAGAUAUGUCCGACCAGAAGAAGUGAACACGUCAGUUCGAGAGGAAUUCGAAAUUGAUCCUUCGGCCAAUGAAGGUGCUAGUUUUGCUUUUCACGAUGUGAAACGAAAAAGGUCAGAGAGGAAAAAUAUGCAUGGAGGUGAUUGUGAAUGCUGUAGAGAUUACUACGAUGCUGUUGGUGAGAUACCAAGAUACAAUCAAGCUCCGAAAUGGCGUGAUGGACCUUCAGUAGAAAAGGAUGAAGGUGAAGCUGUCAGAGAUCACCAAAAUAUGACAUCUAGACACCGAGAGACAUGGAUCAGACCACCUACUCCACCUGGAUUCUGGAAAAUUGGAUUCCCAUCCACUCAAGAAAUCAGUGAGCAGAAUGAACAGGCUGAUCAGAUGCAAAGAGAGAAAGAAGAAAGGUUGAGGAGAGAAGUCUUGUAA